Messenger RNA from Capsicum annuum, 3037 nucleotides. Its product is annotated as TPR repeat-containing thioredoxin TTL1. The transcript is spliced from 7 exons. Gene Ontology annotation, cellular component: cytoplasm. Lineage: Eukaryota; Viridiplantae; Streptophyta; Magnoliopsida; Solanales; Solanaceae. The record is from RefSeq and is a predicted model, not a curated record. Gene Ontology annotation, molecular function: protein binding. Bases 284 to 2320 code for a protein of 678 amino acids.
AAAUAUAUAGUAUAUUGUACUACUAUAUAACUCCUCUCUGUAAAACCCAUUUUCCUUUCUCUUUCUCCCCAACGCCCGCAUUCAUUCUUUGCUUGUGCCUUUUAUAUAUCACGAGAUCUCCAUCUCUUCCUUUUUUACAUGUCUUCACAUUGUUGAGUCUUCGUCUCACUUCAUUAUACACUGAGACACUUUGGUUUACUUUGUGUUGUUGGUUGGUUGGUGUGCGCACUAUUAUAUUAUUAUUGCAAUUAUUCAAGGGAAAAAUCGAAGGGGGUUUUCGGAAAUGGCGGAUUCUCGAAAACCCAUUUUGGAAAUAGGGUUAAAUGAUCGUUUCAAGAACUUGGUUAGUUGCGAUGAUGGUAAAAAUGGAGUCGAUGAUGUUAACAAGCCUGAUUUUCGUGAACUCGAUCUGGGUUCACCUGUUUCUCCUUUACGAACUCGAGGUAGUGGAAUCACUGGUGCUGGUGCUGCUACGACUACGACUACGACGACUAGUAGUAGUUCUAGUUCAUCUGGAUCGGCUUCAGGUCGGAACGGUUCAAAUUUGGGUCCGAAAAAAUCCGAUUCAGGUCAUUCCGGUGAGCUUUCCGGUUCUGUAGAGAGCUCACCGAAAGCGCGUGGGUUUAAACCAGGCCACGCGCGGUCUUACUCCGGUGGGGGUAGUUCCGUUAAUUCACCUCCGGUAAACGCGCUUCCGACCGGCAACAUUUGCCCCUCCGGGAAGAUUUUGAAAACCGGGAUGGCAAUGAAGUCGUCGAAAACCGAUGUGUUGGGUUCCGGUACCGGGUAUUACGGCCACGGAAGCAUAAUGCGGGGUGGUGGUGCCGGUGUAAAAUCCGGCAUCAAUGUCUGUGGGGACGCCCCACCGACAGCGAAAAAGGGAGUGUUGAGUGGUAAUGAUGCAGAGGAGUUGAAGAGAUUAGGGAAUGAGAGUUACAAAAAGGGUCAUUUUGUAGAAGCUUUGAAUCUUUAUGAUAAAGCUAUAGCAAUUUGUCCAGGCAAUGCUGCUUAUCAUUGUAAUCGUGCUGCAGCUUUGAUUGGUCUGAAGAGGUUAUUGGAGGCAGUGAAGGAAUGUGAAGAAGCUGUUAGGUUGGAUCCUUCGUAUGUAAGGGCACAUCAUCGAUUGGGAUCAUUGUUACUUAGUUUCGGACAGGUUGAGAAAGCUAGAAGUCACAUUUGCUUCCAAGGGCAUCAACCAGAUCAAGUUGAGUUGCAGAAGUUGCAAGCAGUGGAAAAACAUAUUGGCAAGUGUACUGAUGCACGAAGAGUGGGUGAUUGGACAAGCACAUUAAGAGAAGCCAAUGCAGCCAUUGCUUCUGGAGCAGAUGCGUCUCCUCAGCUAUUUGCAUGUAGAGCGGAAGCUCUUUUGAAGCUACAUCUAGCAGAGGAUGCAGAAUUGAGUCUAUCAACUAGUCGGAAGCAUGAACCAUCUACUGGAUCAUCCCAUUCAAAGAUUUUUGGGAUGCGUUCAGAGGCAUACAUGUUCUUUGUUCAAGCUCAGAUUGACCUGGCUAUGGGAAGGUUUGAAAAUGCAGUCAGUGCUGUCGAGAGAGCUGGACAAAUUGAUCCUCGAAAUAUCGAAGUAUCAGUUUUUCUAAACAAUGUGAGAUUGGUGGGACGGGCUCGUACUCGUGGCAAUGAUCUAUUUAAAUCGGAAAGGUAUACUGAAGCAUGUGCUGCUUAUGGGGAAGGUCUGCGGCGUGAUUCUUCAAAUUCAGUUCUCUACUGCAAUAGAGCAGCUUGCUGGUAUAAACUUGGGCUGUGGGAAAAAUCUGUGGCCGACUGCAAUCAAGCUCUCACUUUCCAACCAAAUUACACUAAAGCCCUUCUUCGGAGAGCUGCCUCAAACGCCAAGCUGGAAAGAUGGGCUGAAGCUGUGAGAGAUUACGAGCUUUUGAGGAAAGAGCUUCCAUAUGACAAUGAGGUUGCUGAAUCGUUAUUCCAUGCUCAAGUAGCAUUGAAGAAAUCACGCGGAGAAGACGUUCACAAUAUGAAAUUUGGUGGGGAAGUGGAAUUGGUUUCUGGUCUCGAACAGUUCCGAGCUGCGAUUUCAUCACCUUGUGCAUCAUUGGUCCAUUUUAAAGCAGCAUCUAACAUACAAUGCAAGCAGAUAUCCCCUUUCUUAGAUACUUUAACCACCAAGUAUCCUUCCAUAAAUUUUCUCAAGGUUGAUGUGGAAGAGAGCCCGGCAAUUGCAAACGCAGAGAAUGUUAGAAAUGUACCAACAUUUAAGAUUUAUAAAAUGGGAAGCCGCGUGAUGGAGAUGAUUUGCCCAAGUCAAGAGGUGUUGGAAUCAUCGGUGAGGCAUUACAGUAUUUAAGUGCAUGAUUACAAUGUCAUCGUGCUUCUUUGCCCUAUUAUCCUCUCGCCAUUCUAGUCACCUGGAAUUCUUGCCAUUACAUGUGCCAAAAUUGAGCUACUACUACAUAAUAAUCUCAUUAAGGAGCCAAUUUAGCCAAAUGCCAGCAGCCUCGCUGAGGGAUUAGUUUAGUCUCCUUUUUUCCCUUUUAAUUUAUUCAUUCAUUCCUCAUAGCUGCCCUUUGUGGUCCGGCCCUUCCCCCAACUCCAUGCAUAGCGGGAGCUUUAGCGUAACGGGCUGCCCUUUUUCACUCCUCAUUGAUGUCUCGGGUCCAACUUCUUUCCAUCUCUACAUUAAUCUCUUCCAUUUUUUUCCUUUUCAAAUUAGUUUGUCCUUCCCUAGCAUAAACUUCUCUUGUGAGCAGAAAUAGUGAACAUUGUAGAAUUGAUUCUUGUGGCCAUUUUAGCUGAACAUUCUGAGAGAAAAACAAGUGGCUGGCUGGCUGGCUUUAUAUGAUGAUCCUAGACAUGUGUAUAUAUAUGGUCAUAUAUACAACACUAUUGGAGGCCAAGGAGUGGGUACUUAUGGGCUAGUGAAGGAAGAAUGUGAUAAUGUUUCUAUGCAACCAUUCUAUCAAUAAAAUUUCUCAUUUUUUUUACCUUUCAAUUUCUUGUAAUAUACAGAUAAGACCUCUCUAUAACAUUCAUUCUCUAUAACAUGGACGGAAUCAAUUUUUUA